AUGUGGGGUCCCGGCACCCCCUCGUGGAUCAUCCGCUUCAUCUGUCAUAUUCCCACGGGGAUGAUGGGCAUAAAUUGCCUGGGUACCUACAGGCAAUCAACGGGCUUGGGUGACAUCUACGAUGUUAUUCCACAUGGCAGGGCCUUUUUACAGGGCAUGCAGUUCCUUGGAUACGCGGGCACCACUGCUUUUGGAUGGAACUUCUUCCAGUUUGGGGCCUCCCCUCUAUGCAGCGGUAGGGUCCUCGCUCUAGUGGGCGUGGUGGACUUAGUUCUUGCUUCCAUCCUCAUCGCCGGCGUCAUCAUGACUGGGAUGUUCUUACCCGACACAUACGGCCCAUGCGACCGCGCCUCUAGCUGGAACAAUGGCACCGAUGGUCGCAACUUCUUUCUGGUCGCUUAUACAACCGGUAGCUUUGGGACCAGCGGCCCGAACGGCGUGUGCCAUGGCAUCAUGCAAAAUUGGGUGAUGGCUAUCGUGGUGAUCGUUUUUUACGUCUUAUGCGGCUUGGUCAAUGUGAUAUUGGGCUGCUUCGGCGAGUCGGGGACGAUAACAUGUUUUGGGUCAAGGCGACAGUAUGAUCUUGAUGAUCUCUUUUCAUGUCUCGGCACGCCGUUACGGUUGCUCUUCAGACCGAUCUACCUGCUCUACAGAUCCACUCGCGGGUCCAUUUACAUCUCCUACCGGUACAUAUCGAAGUAUAUGUGCCGGAAGAAGGAUACGGACCGCCUCCAGAAACCCAAGGAGGCCACCAUCGACAUGGAGUCCACCCUGGAACCUAACAGCCCCCGCUUACCCAUGGAACUGGUGACAAUGAUGACGAAAGACCUUCACCACGCCGACCUCGUGAACAUCGGCCACUCGUCAAAGUACCUCGAGGCAGCCUUCUUCGGCGAGCACAGCCCAGACCAGGUCGCCAGGGAGCUGCGCCGGUUUGCGUGCAAGGGAGGCGGCCCCUUGACCAACUGCCCCGUGUGCAGCAUCCAGACAUGUUCGGGCUGCCGUCGCAAAGCGCCCGCUUCCCGCCACAACGUCGCCUUCAAGCACCUCACCAGCUGCCAAGCAGCAUGCACCCGGUGCUUCUUCACAAACCACUGCUUUAGACGCCCGCGCCCCACCAAGCCCGGCAAGAUCUGGACCGGCACCAGUUGGGUGAACAAAACGUUCCACGAGACGACGAGGAGGAACGCUGAGGGACUGAGCCUCACCUUGGGUGCGGGGUUCUCACCCCGGGGGGGUAAUAACAGGGUGGGCCACGGCGUCGGUCCGAUGUUGGAGGAGGUGUGCCACAACUGUGCCAGCCUGCCGGAGACGGCGCGGGAGGAGCUGCGUGACGAGGGGAACGUGCGCGAGAUGCGGCGGCAGGCGACGUUGCCGAUGGCGUGUUUCGAGUGCAGGAGGGACUUGCCCAGGGAUGGGGUGAGGUGGUGGGUGAAUCCGGAGACCGGGGGGGAGUGUAGGUGGCAUGGUCAUCCGGGGUGGGUGGAUGCUCGGAGCCGGAAGCUUGCCGCGGAGUUCGGGGGUUGA
Messenger RNA from Chaetomium fimeti, 1527 nucleotides. RefSeq lists its product as uncharacterized. The coding region runs from base 1 to 1527 and encodes 508 amino acids. NCBI's taxonomy places the organism in Eukaryota, Fungi, Ascomycota, Sordariomycetes, Sordariales, Chaetomiaceae. The transcript has 4 exons. The record is from RefSeq and is a predicted model, not a curated record.